Messenger RNA from Thyridium curvatum, 555 nucleotides. RefSeq lists its product as uncharacterized. Gene Ontology annotation, biological process: translation. The record is from RefSeq and is a predicted model, not a curated record. The coding region runs from base 1 to 555 and encodes 184 amino acids. NCBI's taxonomy places the organism in Eukaryota, Fungi, Ascomycota, Sordariomycetes, Thyridiales, Thyridiaceae. Gene Ontology annotation, cellular component: cytosolic large ribosomal subunit; ribosome. The transcript has 4 exons. Gene Ontology annotation, molecular function: RNA binding; structural constituent of ribosome.
AUGGGUAUCGAUCUGAAGAAGCACCACGUCAAGGGCACGCACCGCAAGGCGCCCAAGAGCAACAACGUCUACCUGAAGCUCUUGGUGAAGCUCUACCGCUUCCUGGCUCGCCGUACCGACUCUGCCUUCAACAAGGUUGUCCUGCGCCGCCUCUUUAUGUCCCGCAUCAACCGCCCCCCCGUCUCCCUGUCUCGCAUUGCCGGCAACCUCAAGAACGGCAACGAGAAGAAGACCGUUGUCAUUGUCGGCCCCGUCACCGACGACAACCGCCUGCUCGAGGUCCCCAAGAUGCAGGUCGCCGCCAUGCGCUUCACCGCCACCGCCCGCGCCCGCAUCACCGCUGCCGGCGGCCAGGCCAUCACCCUGGACCAGCUCGCCCUCGAGAAGCCCACCGGUGCCAACACCCUGCUCCUCCGCGGCCCCAAGAACGCCCGUGAGGCCUUCAAGCACUUCGGCAUGGGCCCGCACAAGCACAAGAAGCCCUACGUCGAGUCGAAGGGUCGCAAGUUCGAGAAGGCUCGUGGUCGCAGACGGUCUCGUGGCUUCAAGGUCUAA